AUGUCCUCCAGAUCUCAUGGUUCUGACGCGUCGCGUCGACCAUCCAACAUCCUCGCUGCUUCGCCCAACACCCGUCUGAACCAGGACAAUAUUCCCACCAUCACCAGUUCCCAUCCUACGAAGCGCCGACACGAUGAGUCCUACGCCAUGGAAGACCUUCUCAAACCCUCCGUAGUCGUCAAAUCCCACCCUCCAAACAUCUCGGUCAAACCACGCAGCCUCCAGCCCCUGAUGCUCCUGCCCAGGGAGCAUCUUCAACUGUCCUUUCUCAACUUCUCCUCACCGUAUGGGAGCUUCGAAUCAUCAUCACAGUCCUUCGAGUCGAACAUCAAAAUCCUACACCUCGAAGGCCGCAUGGGCGCCCGCUCCGUAGUUCUCAUUGCCCGACUCGAAACCGACAAGACUGUCUAUGCAAUUGAACGCCAGACCAAUGGACUAUAUACCUUGUGUCAAUUGGGCUUCUGGGUAGACCUCGAGAGCCUUUGCGCCCUGGCCACUGUCUCAUGCCUCCACCUAAUCAAGAAACGACCCGACGCUCCAACCGAUUCGAACACGCCGCUGCCAUCGGUGACGCCCCUAGUACACCACGAGCAUAAGAGGAGACUCGCCAUUGAAGCUAUACAGUCUUUAGUGAAUAAGCCUAGGUCUCGUUCCAUCUCCACAUCGACACAGCCUCCAACAGCUGCUCAAGGGCAUGGCGAGUCACAGUCUGAGAGCAGAUCAUUCACUCAAGAUGCGUAUUUUCUACGUGAACCCGGGUCCCAAGCCGAUGCGGAAAGCCAGGUCACCCUCGCCGCCGAGCCAGGCAAGUCACUGGCCGUCCCUACCUCGGACAGCAUACUUGAAAAUAUACGAAAUCAAUAUUUCACAGCUCUUUAUCAUUCAAUGGGAUCUCUCGCAUAUUUCGCAAAGGGUCCCCUUUCUCGAGCACGUGCUGCCUUCCAUCUCGACUGCGAUUCGACAUUAGAAAUGAACGAUCUAAUCGACUUCUUGAGGAGCCUAGUAAUGACAACUGUACAAAUUGACAAGAAGUAUCGCGAGACGGUCCCUGAAAUCGUUUCCAAGAUGAAGACAACUUUUCAAGAUUCCGACGUUGAACAGGAUGCUAAGGCUAGAAAGCGGAAAGCCAAGAAGAUGAAAUUGGGAAGAGACGGACUGUAUCCAACCGAGGACGAACAUGUUCGCAAAUGGUGGACUAUUAAUAAGCCACUGCCGAAAGACGACGGAACGAAUACUGCCGAACCGCAGGAGACUAAGCUGCAGAUAUCCUGCUUGCGAUCGAGAGAAACACAGCUCCAGAUGAUUAUCAUCCUUGAGAUCCUAGCUUUGGAACCACUCAGAACCUCUGCGACUGGCAACGACUCCCAACUACCCGCCUUGCCCAUCGCUGAGGAGACUUUGGAGACUUCGAAAGAGGUCCCCGCGAAGAAGCGAAACAAGCACAACUUCCCUCUCCUCCUAGAUGUUCAUGCAGAUCGAUUAUGUAUAUGGCAGUCCACCGCGUUAGAUGAGGUCAAGAUGCUCGAUUCCCAGGCCAACUCGGGUCCGGAGCCACAGAAGUCUCUGAGAGCCACAUCAGAUCCACUCAAGGACUUCUGUGUCGAUAUUAUCGUGCCAUUCUUUUCGGCUAGACUCCCUGAACAAUGCGAUUCUAUCAACCGGAAGCUAGGUGGACCAGUCAUAGCGCCGUCACCCAAGUCAAAAUCAAAGAAAGCAGAGGGCACCACCAAACCGAAGACGAAGCCCGGCGCUGCUGCGAAGCGACCGGCCCAGCCGAAGUCUUCUAGGACCCUUGACAGAGUCCUUUCGAAGGAGUCGGAAAGGACUCGUCGAAGCAUGUCGCGCGGUCCAGGUGGAAUGAUUGCGUUGAUGAGGUCUGCAUCGACUCCAACAUGGCCCAUGUUGAAGCGGGAGGCAAGUGAGCCCCUGUCUAUGACAAGUAUCCCGACGACGGACUCGGUUGCGUCCCAAGAGAAAAUCCCACGUCCUUCGGGCCUGGGAUCUACUAAGUGUAGAUCUGACGAAGAAAAGGCGAAGCAAGAUGCUCUUGUCAAGGCGGAGUUACAAGAGGCGAUAUCUUCCCUCAGGAGACCCAACAGAGAUGUUGUCGGCAAGGCUAUGGCGGAAGCAGCUGAGAGGCGAGCGACUACAAGCCUAUCUCAGUUAAAGAAGUCUAGGAAGCCGACACAUCAUCCGCAGUUUCAAGACAUUGUCAAAGCGACCCCAACGGGCAACCGUUUCCGGGACGCGAUAGCAAAAAGCAAGGAGCAGCAGUCCGCACGUCGUUGGGGGAUGGAGUCAAUAGGCGAGGACCACCUUCCCUCUUCCUCGUCGAUCAUCCCCUCGUCCGGGCCUAGGAAGCGCAAUCGAGACGCAGCCUUCGCUGACGAUGAUUCUCCGGCACUACCGAGCUUCCGAGCAUCUAGGACUAACCACGUCGAGGCCACGCCGGCACGACCUUCGACGCUAAGUCGCGACUUCCUGUCCGUCCCUGGUCCGGACGAAGCCAUCGUGCUCGCAUCGUCACCCGUGUUCUCCCGCAAAAUGUCGCAGUUGAGUUAUCAGGCUCCGCCCAGGAUCGCGCUCGACCACCGCGAUAGUGGCAUCGGCAUGCCAUCCUCACCUGUCGGCGGACUGGCCGAGACGCCCGUGAAGCCGCGAUACGGGCCAGCUUCCGGGCCCUUGGAACGGUACAUGACCGUCACGCCUGCUAAGAAGAGGAUUGUCGACAACGGAAAAGCCGUUGCCAUUGUUGACGCUGAGAGCGCACGAGGUGGAGAAGACGAAAAUAGAAACGAGGAAGUGAAGGAGAACCCGAGCAAUGGGACGAAACGGUCCUUUUUUGAACAGCUGGGCUGGGACGAUUACGACGACCUUGGCUAG
Anthostomella pinea is the source of this 2883-nucleotide messenger RNA. Lineage: Eukaryota; Fungi; Ascomycota; Sordariomycetes; Xylariales; Xylariaceae. The record is from the annotation of a GenBank genome assembly.